Messenger RNA from Seminavis robusta, 2733 nucleotides. Lineage: Eukaryota; Bacillariophyta; Bacillariophyceae; Naviculales; Naviculaceae. The record is from the annotation of a GenBank genome assembly.
UCGUUCGUGGUUAGCAAUACCAGGUCACUCUUCUUGUCGUCGCUUUGAUGGAUCAACCGCAUAAAUCCGCUCUUCUGUGGUUUUCCAGGGCCUCACCAUGCCUUUUGCUCGGGUGGGGGCGAUGCCUCCGCCCUCUCGCUACGAUGGGCAAGUCUCAUCGGCUCCGCAACAGCAGCAGCAAGAUGUUGGUGGAAGACCAUCGCGUCGUCAAAAAGGAAUCACCAUGGAGGACUUGAAAAAGCAAACCGCGAUGCGCUUGGCUCAGGAGCAUCAUCAGGUCCCCCCAGGUGUGCCGAAGACUGCUGCUGUAUCGGGAGAUCCCAGAACGAGGCAUCCUGUAGUGACGCCUCAAACUCUAGCCGCGCGAAGAAUUGCGGCGGCUGCGGCUCAUGCUCCCAGUACCAGCCGUGACGUGCCGGUUCCUCAUUACCAGCGGCUUCACCACCAACAGCAGCAUCACAGUAGUCCAAUGGUCCAUCACAUUCCAAAUACUGUCGAUCCUCCAGGAAUGAGCUAUGGCGCGUCUCCUCAAUAUGAUCAGGGAGCAAACAUCAAUAAGAAUCCCACUCGCCACAAAAAUCCGAGACAGGCCAAAUUCGCCGAGAUGCAAAUGGCUGAACAACAUCAGCAAUCGAUCAAUGUAACGAGCAACCGAUUCCAACAAGAGCAACAGAGGUCACAAUACUCGCGACCUUCGUCAGCCCCUCUUUUGCCCGCCAAUCCUCUCUCUUCAAACUCUUCAGCUUACAAUUCAGCCGCCGGUAACUUGGGAAGCGGCAAUGGCCAAUCAAGCUCCACGAGCAAACUCCCUCAUGGAUUGACUGUUAACGAGCUAAAAGAAAUGACGAAAGCCAGAUUGCAGGCCGAAGCCGCCGAUAAAAUGUCCACUUCAACAGGAAGUGCUGUCGUGGAAAUGGAGACUCGAGACCCCAGCAGUGCGGGCUUUGAUGCAAUGCAGUCAAAUUAUGGACAAUCCAUGCCAAGCUUAGAUAGAAGCGGGCAUGUGGUGCCGUCCCAAGUGCACACGAAUUCCAUGGGUUUCGAUCAUGGGUCGAGCUUUCGCCAGCCUGCUCAGGUAUCCCCCAUACCGUCCUCCCUACAUGGUUUUGGCCAAAGUACCUCGUCUUCCUCUUUCAACGAUACCUUGGCUCAAGAUCCGAGCAGAACAGUAGCAGGAAACCGAGGUCGGGUGGACUCUUACCCGGAUUCCAACUGGGACAAUGCUAGCGUGACAUCCCACAAUAGCACUGUUGCCUCUGAAUAUUUGGGCUCAGAAUCAGCAUUUUCCUCUGGUGUCAACGGAUAUGGCCAGUUAGAUGAUCCCUCGGCGAUGUCUCUGGGAAGAACCCAAUCUUAUCCAUUGGGAAGCAAUGGUCGGUCCACGGCUGUGUCGUCCGAAAUGGUCUCGAGAGAAAACACCCCGACGAACUCGAUUCCAUCUCCGAUUGGAACUUCCUACUUUGAGCCCUCGGCUUCUGCGAUGAAUCAGAACCGACAGCGAGCCAUGACGCUGUCACCACGACCAGGCUUGUCUCUGUUGCACGAAGACCGUCCCGGGUUUUGCGAGGAUGAGCUGGGAAUUCCUUCCUUCUCUUCAGGAUCUCGUCAUGCACGUCAGCAAUUGACUGCUCGAUCCAGGAGGAGCUUCUCACCCAUCUUGCAACCCCAAGCGUAUGCCAGUGAUAGCAGUCUCGGUGCUGGAGGGAAUUAUGGAAGCAACAACAACUUGCCCGGCGGGGUUCUUGGAGGCAACAUCAUGGAGAAUCGUCCCAGGACAUCCUCCACUGCUUCUCUGCCAGCGAUUUCGCACACUGCAGAAGAGUUUGCGUUGGAUGGCCAUGGUACGUCUCGCAGGUCAUCUGACAAUGUCACUAUGAGAGGACCAACCAUCAGUGAGCAUUCGGCUAUUCAUAGUGGCGGAGACGCGUUAUUGGGAUCAUCCAGCAUUUACGGUAGCGGUGUUGACGGACGAUCACACCAGACGUCCUCUGUCUUCCGAAACGACUAUGGUGGCAUCCCUGCUCCUCCUGGACUUGGUCAUGACAACAUUGGCAUGCCAGGAUCCGGACACAACCCGCUAGUUCCAAGAGCAGGGAGCCUCGAUGGCAUGGGCAGCAAUAGAGUACGCGCUUCUACGUGGGCCGCUGCUCCCGCUUCGGACAUGUUUGGAUCCAGCAGUGGAUUGUACGAUUACAACGGCGACGACACUCUGGCUGGCGACUUGGCUUCCAUCUUGAAGUUGUCCGGUGCCGAGGAGAAGCCGGAUGCCGAUCGCUCGGGCAUGUUGUUCAGUGACAUGCCUUCUUCAUUUCUCGGGAGGUCGUGAGACUUUUCGAUGGUAGUGAUUCAUGUUGUCGAGAAGAUCAAGGCUCAGGGUCUUUUUCUUUGAUAUGAUAGAUUAUUUGCAGAACGCAUGGCAGGUGGCCGCUGCGCAAGUGUUAUUGGUGACGUUUCCAUUUGAUGGAUGGAUGUUGCUGCUUACCGGUACCUUGUCAAUUUAUAUUCAUGUUUCUUGGUGAGUUAUACGUGUUUCUACGGGAAGUGUCGGGGGUCAUGUGCUUGGUCUACAAAUCAUGAUCAGUGAAACUCGUCCCACUGUGGGUUGAAAGUUUUUGUGGUGAUAGUUCAGUGGUUGACCUUCGAACCAUCUGGUGCUGUAAUAUGACCUUUUGCCCAGGUCUUGUCCCAAUCUAUGGAAUAAACUUUAUAUUUUAAACUAUUGCGUUGAUUAGU